Penicillium waksmanii is the source of this 1635-nucleotide messenger RNA. RefSeq names its product cytochrome P450. Lineage: Eukaryota; Fungi; Ascomycota; Eurotiomycetes; Eurotiales; Aspergillaceae. Gene Ontology annotation, molecular function: heme binding; iron ion binding; monooxygenase activity. The annotation marks the transcript as partial. The transcript is spliced from 4 exons. The record is from RefSeq and is a predicted model, not a curated record.
AGGACAAACACAAGACUGAGCCAUAUACCCAUCGUCAAAUUCAACGAAUAUCUACCCGACCUCAUAAACCGACUUAUUUACUAUCCAAAAGCAUGCUAUAUGAUUCAAUGGGGAUAUGAGAAGUACAAGUACACUCCAUUUCGCAUGCUCACUGGCGACGGUGAAGUUGUGGUUUUGCCGAGCAAGUACCUGGAUGAGUUGAAGCACCUACCGCCAUCUAUCCUCAGUUCAUUUGAGGCACAAUACGAGGUACUUCUCCCAGUCAACUUGAAGACCUGUGCGCAAUUAUCUGACCAGAGCUUGAAUCAGAUUGCACUUGGCGAUUAUACAAAUCUUGUGAUAAGCAGUCAUCUACCGUCUCAAACAGUCAAACGAUGUCUGACCCCUAGGCUCCCUCGAAUCAUACCCUGGGUGAUAAAUGAACUUGGAGAUGCAUUCAAUGCAAUCGUGCCAAAAUGCGACGGUAAGCAUCAGUCUGGGUUAUCCAAUGCCCUAAAAAAUAUAUUAAGAGAAAAUACAGACGUAUGGGUUCCACUUCGGCCACACGAAAUGUUUGGGCACCUCAUUGCACGAGCGACAUCCCGCAUUGCAGGUGGUGACACCCUACAGCGCAACGAAGAAUGGGAGAACAUCGCAAGCAGCUACUCGGCUAAUGUGGGAUUGGUUAUUAUUCUUCUCCGUCCCUUCCCGAACUUUCUUCGGCCCUUUGUAGCACGAUUUCUCCCACCAGUGCGGCAAAUGAAACAACAACUUCAGUGUGUCAAGAAGCUCUUCACACCAAUAGUUAAACAGCGCCGGACAGCAGAGGCGGCCAACGACCCAAGCUACGAGAAACCAGAUGAUUUUCUACAAUGGAUGAUGGACGGUGUAGAAGAUGAGCAAGACUUUGACCCUGAGAUGCUCGCUCAUCACAUGCUUGUCUUGAUUAGUAUGGCGGCCAUCCAUACGAGUUCAAUUACACUGACCCAAGCUCUCUAUGAUUUGAUCGCCAGGCCAGAAUACCUCCAGCCUCUGCGCGAGGAGAUCCAAGUGACGUUGCAAAGUGGAUGGGAGAACGCAACAAAGGCAUCACUGGAUGCACAACGACGUCUGGAUAGCUUCAUGCGCGAGUCGCAGCGUUUCAAUUCGAUAGUGUCCAUGCACCGUAUAGUUAAGAAGUCUUUGACACUCUCCGAUGGCCUCAUCCUCCCUGAAGGCACGCACAUCUGCUUUCCAGCCGGCCCGAUGUCGAGAGAUUCGUCUUUCGUCGCCAAUGCUUCAAAUUUCGACGGCCUUCAAUGGUGUAAAGAGUCAAUUGAUCGAAAUGCUCUGAAGUCUGCCAAGUAUUAUACAACCAUUGAUGGCACAGAUGAUGCAAACCCACAGCGUUCCCAGUUGACCUCAACAACGUCAAGUAGCUACAUCUCUAUCAGCCCCGCUGCCAUGCACUUUGGCUAUGGACGGCAGGCCUGCCCAGGUCGGUUCUUUGCUGGAUGUAUGAUCAAGGCGAUUCUGAGUCGGAUUCUGAUGGACUACGAUUUCAAGUUCGAGAAUAAUCCGGUUGGAUGGAGGCCUGCUAACCUCUAUGUUGGCGAGCAUAUCCUUCCAAACAUCCAUCUGACUGUGUUACUUCGGAAAAGGAAACUCGACCUUUGA